CGUCAAAAUUCCGCGCGCGCCGCGUCGCAGUACGAAUCCCGCCUUCGUGGUGUGCACAUCGCGCUCGUCCCCCGUCUUCUCUCUCGCCGGAGGAUUCUUUACAAACAGCCGAAGAAGCGAUCAUGGCGGUCUCUCUGAACACCGAGGACAAGUUGGAGUACCAUUUCUACCCCGUGACGGCCGGGCAGAUCCAGUUCCGGGUAAAAGCGCCGAACGAUGCCCACAUCGCCCUCACCACGGGGCCCCAGGAGGGGGAUCCGAUGUACGAGGUCUUCCUCGGUGGAUGGAGCAACAACAAGUCCGUCGUGCGCAAGAAUAGAACCAAGCCGGACGUGGCGGAGACGGAGACGCCCGGCAUCCUGAGCGCGGACGAGCAUCGCGGCUUCUGGAUCAGAUGGGACAACGGUAUCCUCACGGUGGGCAGAGAGGGCUCCUCGGCUCCUUUCCUGAACUACGCCGACCCGGAGCCGUUCGGGAUCGGUUACUUCGGCGUCUGCACCGGCUGGGGUGCCACCGGUGAAUGGCUCAUCGAAGGUCGCAAACCCUUGAACACUCGUAACGAGCUACAGUACAAGUUUCAUGCCGUGCGAAGCGGCUCGGUGAUGAUCGACGUGAAAGCUAAGAGCAACGGGCACAUCGCGUUGACUAGCCAGAAGGGCGAGUCGAGUCCCAUGUACGAGAUCAUGCUCGGCGGGUGGGAAAACAAGGCGUCGGCUAUUAGAUACGAUCGCAAACAGCCCGACAAGGUGCGCGUGGACACGCCGAAUCUUCUCAGCGACCGCGAGCACAAGAGGUUCUCGAUCACGUGGCUCGAGGGCCUCGUCACGGUCAGAUCGGGCGGUCCGAACGGCGCCGUCCUCAUGGAAUGGCGAGACCCGAACCCCAUCGGCGUGAGCUACGUCGGCGUGCGCACCGGUUGGGGCGCGACCGGGAACUGGAAGCUGCGUGUCGAACAUUACCCCCCAGUCGCUACCGAUCGAAAGAAACAUCCCGGCACGACGCCGUCCGCGCCGCAGGAAGUCCGUGGGCUCGACGCGGGAAGCGUGUGCUGGUGCGACGCGUCCGGCGGGAUGGUACCACCCGACGCGGUUGAGGGUGGAAACGACGGCGAGCCCCUGUUCGUCGGUAGAGCCCACCAUGAGGGUGCCCUCAUCCCCGGCAAGGUGAAGCCCAGUCACUCCGUCUGCUACGUCGCCUGGGGCGGCGGUGAGCAUGGAAAGUCAGACUACCAGGUUCUUUGCGGCUGCAAACCUACGUGGGUGCCGGUGAACGACGGUGAUAUCCCGUCGAACGCGAUUCCGGGAGGCGAGACCGAAGACGGCGAGCCGCUGUUCGUCGGCCGUGUACACCACGAGGGCACCGUGACCAUCGGCAAGGUGCAGGAAUCCCACCACGUGUGCUACGUACCUUACAACGGUUCCGAGAUCGCCUUUCCCCAGUACGAGAUCAUGGUCGGGCAAUAAUCGUCCGGAGAGAUCCACGAAGAAAGAAAUCCUGUGGAAUUCGUCAUCGACUUAUCGGCAGUUCUGCGAAGAAGAUAGCAAAGCUUUCAGUUUCAAACAACAAUUUUAUAAUUAAUCAGAGAAGAUGCCUUUCUCGAUCGUCUUGGUAGCCUAACAAUAAUACUUUUGAGUGAAUUUUCGUAUACUUUUCCCAACUCAGUAAACGCGCCGAUUUAUCGGUUUUAAAACAUAGCUUUUUGUUGGAGUAAAUCUGCAUAUUUAAAUCGACAAUCAGUUUUGAUGCUGAUAAGCAUUCUUCUCUAAUUAAUUGUAAGAUUCAUAUCGGUCUAUUUUUACAAUUUUACAAUUGUAUUAUAAGAGUAAUUGUUGCGCAAAAAGGAGGAAAUUGAGUGGAAUCUCUAAAAAUUCCUUUCUUGAUGAUUUGAAAAGAUAGAUUCAGCGAUUUGUAUUUCAGUUUUGAUCUAUCAAAAUUUUACAAGACAAUUCGUUUAUUGAUCUUAUUUAAGCGAAAUGUGUUACAAAGUAUAAUAAUAAGGAAUCUCAAGUGUGCAAACUAGUCCAAUUACAUAGUAAGUCGAUAACUUUGGAAAGAUACUGUAGAACUGAUCGAUAAGCCGGAGAUGUACUGUUCGCUAUCGUCUAUGCAAGCGUCUGCUUUUCGCACGGAAUAUAAUUGCAGUCACGCUAUAGGAAGAGAAAGCAAAUCAAACGGCGAUAUAUGCGCUAUAUAGAUAUAUAAAUAAAUAAAUCUUUCUUUAAAUUGGUACCGGAUAUCAUCCGGUUAAGCCAAUUGUUUCGUCGACUCUCCAUCAGGACGACAGUUCAUAGAUACAUAUUUUUAUGGUAGAGCUACCAUUUUGUAACGCACAAUAUACCAUAUGCUUUUCGUCAAAGAGUAUAUUUUCGGAGUAUGUAUAUUGUUAUGACGAAUAGAUUAAACGUACAUCCAAA
Molecule: messenger RNA, 2414 nt
Organism: Vollenhovia emeryi
Lineage: Eukaryota; Metazoa; Arthropoda; Insecta; Hymenoptera; Formicidae
Exons: 8
Coding region: 123-1463 (446 amino acids)
Source: RefSeq, a predicted model, not a curated record